Venustampulla echinocandica is the source of this 1476-nucleotide messenger RNA. RefSeq names its product Kynurenine 3-monooxygenase. Lineage: Eukaryota; Fungi; Ascomycota; Leotiomycetes; Helotiales; Pleuroascaceae. The transcript has 4 exons. Gene Ontology annotation, molecular function: FAD binding; kynurenine 3-monooxygenase activity; NAD(P)H oxidase H2O2-forming activity. Gene Ontology annotation, cellular component: mitochondrial outer membrane. Bases 1 to 1476 code for a protein of 491 amino acids. The record is from RefSeq and is a predicted model, not a curated record. Gene Ontology annotation, biological process: L-tryptophan catabolic process; NAD+ metabolic process; quinolinate biosynthetic process.
AUGGCUCAAGACAACAAGGACAAGAGGCAGAGGACUAUUGUCAUUGGGGCAGGCCCAGUUGGGACCCUUGCUGCGUUGUAUGCAGCAAACCGUGGACACGAUGUCGAGGUCUAUGAAUUGAGGAGCGAUCUCCGAGAUCCUCAGACAGUUCCCCUCAACUUCACCAAAUCAAUCAACUUGGCGCUCUCAGAACGGGGUAUCAAUGCCAUAAGGCAAUCCGGUCCUUCUGCACUUCUAGAAAAAAUAUUCAACGACACCAUUCCUAUGGUAGGGCGUAUGAUCCAUGGCGAGAGCUCCACGGGAGAUUUGUAUGAGAAGUCACAGAAUUACGAUGUCCAUGGAAGAGCUAUAUACGCUGUUGAUCGAGGGGGUCUCAACAAAGCUCUGCUCGAUGAACUAGAUUCGAUGCCAAAUGUCAAGCUGGUAUUUAACCACAAAUUGACCGGGGCCGAUUUCCAGAAGCGCAAAGCCUGGUUUGAAAUUUCUGGAAAUCCUGGGACCGAUGGGCGUAAUCGGGAAGUAGAAGUCGACUUCGACCUGAUGAUUGGAGCUGAUGGUGCUCAUUCUGCGGCACGAUAUCACCUGAUGAAGUACACAAGGAUGGACUAUCAGCAAGAGUACAUUGAUACCCUGUGGUGCGAAUUCCAAAUACGGCCUAAGGAGUUACGUCCUGGCGAAGAUCCUGACGCUAGAUUCCGGAUAUCACCAAAUCAUUUGCACAUCUGGCCGGGAAAAGAUUUCAUGUUCAUUGCCAUACCCAGCUUUGAUGGCUCUUUUACUUGCACACUCUUCAUGCCGUCCGAGAAUUUCGUCACCCUCGAUGCAACUCCCAGCUCAGUGCCAUCCUUCUUCAACAAAUAUUUCCCCGGCGUAACUUCCUUGAUCUCACCGGCGGACCUAAUAUCUUCAUUCACCAACAACCCCCAUCUCCCAUUAAUAAGUAUCAAAUGCAACCCCUACCACUUCUCCGACUCCAUCGUCAUAGUAGGCGACGCUGCACACGCCAUGGUCCCCUUCUAUGGCCAGGGGAUGAAUGCCGGCCUUGAAGACAUCCGCAUUCUGUUUUCCUUCUUCGACAAAUAUCCUUCUAUCCUGCCAUCGGAUCGAAGCAAAGCACUCGCGGAGUACUCAGCGUUCCGGAAACCGGACGCUCAUGUAAUAAACGAUCUAGCACUACAUAACUACGUCGAGAUGCGUGCCUCAACCGUAUCGCCCACCUACGCAUUGCGGAAAUGGUUGGAGGAGAACCUCACGCUGUACGUUCCGAGUUUGGGAUGGCAGACGAAAUACUCCCGUGUGAGCUUUGGGAAUGAGAGAUAUAGCGAGGUGAUGAGGAAGAGCGAGAGGCAGGGAAGGUUGCUUGUCAUUGGCCUCGUGGGAUGCUUAACCAGUCCUGUGGUUUUCGGCGGGGCGCUGGUGUGGUGGAGGUGGAGGAAGGGGAAACUAUUGGAAUGGCCAGGGUGGUUGAGAAGCUGA